AGGAAAGACGCCCCCACAGGAGAAGAUAUGAAGAAUGAACUAUUGCGGAGGGAGUACCUAAGCGCGAACGUCAAGAAGUUAGAGCUCGAAUUCCGGGAGGAGCAGGUGCGCUUGAUCGGCGAGGCUGCUGUGGCGGACCGAGAAUUGGAAGAGGCCAAACGCAAACACAACAACUUCACGGAUCACGCUUCCUCCUGGGACAACGCACGCAAGUCAUUCGUAUCUGAGAGUCGCAGGGGCGAUAACUAUUCGCCUCAAGGCUGGCUGCCGGCGGGUGAUGCGGAAAGCACAGCGGGUACAAACAAGGCCAAAAGUAACACCAACCAGCAAAGUACGAAGAAGGACGACUGGACACCCGGGGAAUGGGUCCCAUAGAUAUCUCAGGUCAUUUUUUUAAUUUCAAUUCAAGUCCAGCGCCUUAUUAGGACUGAUAGGAGAUUAUAUGAUAAAAAUUUAGUUAAUUAGAGACGGGGGGUUGUGGUAUACACCUGUAGUGGUGAGAGGUUAGGCCUGGGAAUUGGAACUCAUCAGACCCGAGCUCAGCGAUGAUUAAUGUGAGAUUUUAAGCAAGUAAUUAAGAUAUAUUUUUCACAGAUACUCUAGGGUAGUUGUAUAUGCGAUAUACGAAAUUCUCAACGAUAGUUGGUGAGAUUUUAACCAAGUAAUUAAGAUGUAUUUUUCUCAGAUACUGG
Messenger RNA from Sphaeroforma arctica JP610, 692 nucleotides. RefSeq lists its product as hypothetical. NCBI's taxonomy places the organism in Eukaryota, Ichthyosporea, Ichthyophonida. The annotation marks the transcript as partial. The record is from RefSeq and is a predicted model, not a curated record. The transcript has 2 exons.